Messenger RNA from Gastrolobium bilobum, 3509 nucleotides. RefSeq names its product 5'-3' exoribonuclease 4-like. The coding region runs from base 56 to 2932 and encodes 958 amino acids. Gene Ontology annotation, biological process: nuclear-transcribed mRNA catabolic process. Gene Ontology annotation, cellular component: nucleus. Lineage: Eukaryota; Viridiplantae; Streptophyta; Magnoliopsida; Fabales; Fabaceae. The transcript has 22 exons. The record is from RefSeq and is a predicted model, not a curated record. Gene Ontology annotation, molecular function: RNA binding; 5'-3' RNA exonuclease activity; zinc ion binding.
UUUUUCUCUCUCUCUCUCUGGUCGUUUCUGAACCGGGUCGAACCGAGCCGGAAAUAUGGGAGUGCCAGCGUUUUACCGGUGGCUCGCGGACCGGUACCCGCUCUCGAUUGUCGAUGUUGUGGAGGAAGAACCCUCCACCGGCGACGGCGGUGUUCCGUUUCCCGUUGAUGUGUCUAAACCUAAUCCCAAUGGCAUGGAGUUCGACAACUUAUACUUGGACAUGAACGGUAUCAUUCACCCUUGUUUUCACCCUGAUGGCAAGCCAGCACCUGCUACCUAUAAUGAUGUAUUCAAAUCAAUCUUUGACUACAUCGACCAUCUCUUUUCAUUGGUUCGCCCAAGGAAGCUUCUUUAUCUUGCAAUUGAUGGCGUUGCACCAAGAGCCAAAAUGAACCAGCAACGUUCUCGGCGUUUCCGAGCUGCAAAAGAUGCAGCUGAGGCAGAAGCUGAAGAGGAAAGGCUUAGGAAAGAAUUUGAGGGCGAGAUAGAACUUUUGUCUUUGAAAGACAAGCCUGAGACUUCUGACUCAAAUGUCAUUACCCCUGGCACUCAAUUUAUGGCAGUGAUGUCAGUGGCUCUUCAGUAUUAUAUACAGACUAGAUUGAACUACAACCCUGGCUGGCGGUAUACAAAGGUUAUACUUUCUGAUUCAAAUGUUCCUGGUGAGGGAGAACAUAAAAUAAUGGAAUACAUCCGACUACAGCGUAACAUUCCUGGAUUUAAUCCAAAUACUCGACACUGUUUGUAUGGAUUGGAUGCUGAUUUGAUUAUGCUGUCCUUAGCUACACAUGAGGUUCAUUUCUCAAUAUUGAGGGAGGUAAUUACUUUCCCUGGACAACAGGAGAAGUGUUAUACAUGUGGUCAAGUUGGCCAUUUUGCAGCUGAGUGUCGUGGUAAGCCAGGUGAUAAAUCUGAGGACUGGAAUCCUGUUGAUGAUACCCCAAUUCACAAGAAGAAAUAUCAGUUUCUUAACAUCUGGGUGCUGCGUGAAUAUUUGCAAUAUGAAUUGGAGAUUCCCAACCCUCCUUUUGAGAUUGACUUUGAACGCAUAGUUGAUGAUUUUGUAUUUCUAUGCUUCUUUGUUGGCAAUGACUUUCUUCCACAUAUGCCAACAUUAGAGAUCCGGGAGGGGGCUGUGAAUUUAUUGAUGCAUAUUUACAGAAAAGAAUUCACUGCCAUGGGUGGUUAUCUUACUGAUGCGGGUGAGGUUUUCUUAGAGAGAGUGGAACAUUUUAUUCAGUCUGUUGCCGUUCAUGAAGAUCAAAUAUUUCAGAAACGAGUUCGGAUUCAGCAGGUUACAGAAAUCAAUGAAGAGAUGAAAGCUAGGGCAAGAGGAGAAAUGCCUGAAGAGCCACGGGCCUCAGUUGUGGAUAAGGUUAAGUUAGGAGAGGCUGGAUACAAGGAAAGGUAUUAUGCUGAAAAAUUUGGUCCAUUGGAUCCGGAGGAGAUUGACAAAAUUAAGAAAGACACCGUCCUGAAAUAUGUUGAAGGCCUUUGUUGGGUUUGCCGGUAUUACUAUCAGGGUGUCUGCUCAUGGCAAUGGUACUACCCAUACCAUUACGCUCCUUUUGCUUCUGAUCUUAAAGAUCUAGCUGAUCUGGAAAUAACCUUUUUUUUGGGAGAACCAUUUAAACCAUUUGAUCAGCUCAUGGGGACCCUGCCUGCUUCAAGUUCAAGUGCACUGCCUGAAAAAUAUAGGGAUUUGAUGAUUGAUCCUUCAUCACCUAUUUUUCAAUUCUACCCUGCUGAUUUUGAGAUUGAUAUGAAUGGCAAACGAUUUGCAUGGCAGGGCGUUGCCAAGUUGCCGUUCAUUGAUGAGAAGAAAUUGCUUACUGCCACGAGGAAGCUUGAAGGAACAUUAACGGAGGAGGAACAGCUUCGAAACAGUAAGAUGCUUGAUUUGCUUUACGUCAACUGUGCGCAUAAUUUGGCUCCAUAUAUCUUAUCGUAUUACCAAUACUAUAGUCAUUCUCCUAUGCAUGAAAGACCUCUUUGGCCAAUUGACCCAAAUGCUAGCAGUGGUGGUAUGAAUGGAUAUCUUUGGUUAUAUGAAAGAAAUGCGCUCAGAACUGUUGUAUCCUCUCCCAUCAAGGGAUUGCAAGACAUUGAGUAUAAUCAAGUUUUAAAUAUUACUUAUCUUAGUCCUCAUAGACAUAGACAUAUCCCCAAACCUCCGGAUGGUGUAGUAAUGCCCAAAAAGAUAAUAAAAGCUAUUGAUAUCAAACCGGUUCCUGUGCUAUGGCACGAUGACAAUGGUGGUCGGCGACAGCAAGGGAGAGAAAGGCCACAAGUACCUGGAGCAAUAGCUGGCCCUCAACUGGGAGAAGCAGCACAUCGUCUUGUCAAGAACUCCCUUAAUGUUAGAUUGAAUAAUACAUCCCAAGGAUUGCCGGAACUUCCAGGCCAUCAUACAAUGAACAAGUUCAGAUCACCUGGACCCUCUGGAUCGGGAAAAUAUUAUGGGGAGGACCCAAGCGGUUAUUAUGGACACUAUUAUAAUCACCAGGGCAUAAUUUCUAGGCCUAGAUAUCCAAUCUCAUCUAACGGUGGACAAAAUGACAGACAGAAUUUUAGGAUACAAGAUAGGUCGCAACAUCAUGAACAGUUCCACAACAUGAAAACUGGGUUUAAUGCUUUGUCAAUGGAGGAAGGUGUGAGACCUAGGUCAUCUGCAGUGCCUUCACCAAAACCUGCAAUGAUUUUAAUGAGGCCGCCAAGUUCAGGGCCAACAAUCAAUCUGCAACACCAAUUUGUGCAGAACAUGGGUCCUCCUAUACCACCACCGAAGUGGAUUACUAGAGCACCGGAUACGAACGGAGUAUAUACUGGGCAUCAAGAAGCUGCAUUGGGGGGAGCUUAUGAUAAGCAAAUGAAGGUGUACCAAGUUAAAACUCGUCAACCCCAAGAUAUGCCAGAGUAUGGGACUCAAUAGUGAUUAUUGUGGAUUUCAUUACCGAAGUGCAAUUGCUUCUUGUUCCUCAAAUCGGAGCUCAUUCAAGUUCAAUUCAACAAUGGAAUUUCAGGGGGCAUUUAUUUGAUGCCGUAAAUCAAUAGGCAGUCAAAUGCUGAUCAAAGCUUUCAAUAACACUAAUUUGCAGUGAAGGAGUUGCUACGAUCAGCCUCCAGUAGACAAGGGCUCUUCGUUGAUAGUUGUCCAGGCCAAACCAAUUGGAAAGUUGCGAGAGUUUUAAGGUGUCACAAAUUUCUUGCUUUUCAAGUUAUAAAAUUUAUUCAUGCAGCUGGUCGAGGCCGAUGGAGGAUAUCAGCUAUGAGUAUUGUAAAAAACUUGGUAGUGCUGAUUUUGCUGUCGACGGUAUGAGUAGGGUAGGGUGGCUUGUUAUAAAAUCCCGUUGGGCUCACAGGAGCACUUUUUAUCCUGUGCGGUACCUGACUUGGUGUAGAAUAAAAAGAAGAAGAAAAUCGUCGUUUCUUUUUGUUUUUUGUUUUACUCUCUUUUUUAUUGUCCACAUGAAACUCUGAAUGUUAAUGUUGCUCUUAUUUUAAUUUAA